Messenger RNA from Diorhabda carinulata, 903 nucleotides. RefSeq lists its product as uncharacterized. The transcript is spliced from 3 exons. Gene Ontology annotation, cellular component: extracellular region. Lineage: Eukaryota; Metazoa; Arthropoda; Insecta; Coleoptera; Chrysomelidae. Gene Ontology annotation, molecular function: chitin binding. The record is from RefSeq and is a predicted model, not a curated record. The coding region runs from base 1 to 543 and encodes 180 amino acids.
AUGAAAACUGUGUUUGUUUUACCUAUAUUUAUAUGUUUGGUUAACAGUGCACCGAAAUUAAGGUUAACUCCCGAACACCUGGCGCCGCCAUCUCUAUUAACUCUCCCUAGCAACGCAACUAGUAUACGUACAGACAUCAGCGAUUCUUUCCAUUGCGAAGGACGGGAUUAUGGAUACUAUGCUGACGUAGAAAACGAUUGUCAAUUAUUCCACGUGUGUCUACCAGUGACGUACUCGGACGGAAGGAACCAAACUUUCAGAUGGAGCUUCAUAUGUCCAGAAGAAACGGUUUUCAAUCAAGAAAUGUUCACGUGUACAAGAUCAGAUGAAGCCAUUGAUUGCGCAGAAUCUCCAAGAUACUACGAAUUAAACAGGAAUUUCGGUAGCGAAGAAAUUAUUAGUGAAGUAGUCGAUUCCUUCGUGAAUUCCACGCCUGAAAGUCAUUAUUUAGAAGAAGCUACAGCUUUACCAGAAGUGCCGCAAGGUUUAGGCAGGAAUCUAUCUAGGAGAGGAGGCAUUAAAUCUGACGCGAAGAAGCAAUAAGACAUUUUUUGUUAAAUUCCGCUACAGAGAUUGAAUUUGUAACUGAUAGUACCAUAGAUAAAUUUCUUUCAUAGAUUCAGUAGAUACGUCUGGAUAUUCUUUUAAUUAUUCUUGAAGAAGACUAUUUGGUUGAUGGUAAUCUUCUCAGUGGUAAACCAGUAGUCAAUUCGAACCAAGUCUUUGCGUUUACUAUUGCCCUUUGGGCGAAUCUCUUACUUUAAUAUAGAAACUAAUACUUUUCAAUUCAUCUCUGUAGCUCAAAAAAAUAGUUCAAGAAAAAUUACCCCGAUGGCAUUGUUUUUGGUUGCUGCCAUCGUGUGGGUACUUUUUUAAUUUUAUGAGACGGUAAUAAAUAAAUAA